Messenger RNA from Cladocopium goreaui, 2493 nucleotides. The record is from the annotation of a GenBank genome assembly. Lineage: Eukaryota; Dinophyceae; Suessiales; Symbiodiniaceae.
AUGUUGAAAAUUUGGAACAACUGGCCGUCUUCGGCCAGAUGGUGUGUGCAUUUCACAGUGGCACAGGUUGCUUGCUGCUUGAUUGCUCAUGUCUACUGGCCACUCGGUCCCUACUACCUGGAUGUGAACCCGGAUGAAAUCGCCCUUUUUGCCGUGGCUCGUCACGUGCUGGUAGUGCCGUUGCUUUUGCUCGCCUUGUUUCAUUUCCGUGAAAUGUGCUCGCGCAGACCGCGUCAUCGAAUGUUGAUGAUCUGCCGAGUAUCCAUGUGGGAAUUCACCGUGAAGAUCGCUUACUACACGCUGCUGUCUGAGGGCUAUGAUUUUGCCUUUUGGAAUCAGCGGUGUGUUGACUACAGGCCCAUCUACAUGACUCGUUGGAUCGGCUGGUCCUUUGCAAUUCCCACCUUGAUGUUCAUGAACUUAUACCCUAUAAUGGAUGACCAGACGGCAUGCAGCGUGCUGCUCCGGAUCUUCCCCCAACAAGCUGCGACGUGGGCAUAUUGCUGGGCCUGUUUCUUGGGCUGCGUAGUUGCUGACCCUUGGAUGGGUUGGAUCCUGAACACCUUGGGCUGCGUGGCCUACGUGGUGGUCAUUGUGGAUGAAAUUGUGCUGGUUUGUGACCGACUUUUGUUGACAAGCCAACCGGCCCUGAAGGGCUACAGCAUCAUCGUGAAGGAAUGCAUGUUUAUCAUCUACACCUGCGUUUAUCUCUGCAGUCUCUGGGGGUUUUUCAGUUCCUAUGCCUGCCAGCGUUUCUACACAGUCUCGGAUGUGAGUUUGAAAUCCACCAUGGCUAUUUUGCUCUUCAUCUAUUGGAUCACGGCUGCUCCGGAAGUGCCCGUGGGAACCAAUGAGGGGAGCGUGCCAGCGAACACGGCCUUGCCCUACUGUGACUACACGUCAGGGAUUCGGCCCUGCGUUCUGCAGCCCACCCAAGUGACCCACGUCUUGGUCCACACGGUGUCAACUUUGGAGGAGCAGACCACCCCGACCUGGAAAAACGUGAGCGAUACCAACUUUCAGGUGACAAAUCUCAACAUCGACGACCUGGAUUUAGACCUGGGCGAGCUUGGAGGGUCGGUGGUCUGGGAUGUGCCAGUUGCGGAGUCGCUGGUGACGCACUACAACCUCUACUUUGGUCGGCUGAGCCACAGCUAUGGUACGGAUUCUUGGGGCGACUGGAAUCUGUGGACUCCCACCCAGGAUCUGCUGCUUGGCACCAGCAUUUGGUGGAACUUUAUCAACAUCGCUGCGGAGACAGCCAUCGGUUCCAGUGACUACCUGCUGCUCUAUGCUGCCAGUGCUUUACAGGAACAGACCUGGCCUGCCACGCGCUACAUCCCAGAUGAUUUCUUCGACGUCCGGGAGUUGACCUUCACCGAUUUGGAUCUGGACCCAGCGGAGCUUGGCGGAGUCCUGGACUGGAAGGAACACUCCUACCGAUACAAAGUGGUCACUCGGUCUCCUGAUGGGAUUGAAAAGCAGGGCUCGUGGAAGCGCCGCGGAACCCGAAAAGCAUCGAAAAGCGAGUCCUACCACGUCUAUCUGGCCUCUGACGCGGCGGGCACGGGCCGAAAGCGUCUGACCAACGAGACAGGCGUGGCCAGCGGCAGCAGUGAAUUCGACGUGCCGGCAGAUACCUCGCAAACGAGCCUGGCGGAAGAGACGACCCCUGCAGCACUGGCCAUCUCGGACACCGCUGUCCAGGCGGAACAGGUUCUCUUCACUGAUCUGGAUCUGGACGUGAACGAACUGGGCGGCAAUGUCAGCUGGGAGCAACCUGCCCUGGAUACCAGUUUGAUCACCCACUACCUGGUCUACUUUUCCCCGGACUCUGCAGGUGCUGACCGUGUGCUGUUCACCACGGUAGAGCAAGUGAUCUCGGAGGUGGCAAUUCCGGCGGACACCUCGCGCUUUCAUUCAGGGUAUGCGAACAACACCGAGAAACUUUAUGACUACAUCCUGGUCUAUGCCAAGUCCACUUGGGCCGAGCAGAGCACUCCGGCCUACAUUCGUAUCGUUGACUCGGACAUGCCGGUGACCAACGUCAUCUGGGUGGGAGAGGACCUGGACAUCGUGGACCUGCAGGGCCUGUUGGACUGGACUCCACCGGAGAACGUGUCUGGCGAGGUGAUCACGUACGCGGUGUACCUCGCCCAGUCCGCGGAUGGUUUGAACAAAGAACUGGUCAACUGGACCGGAAGUUUGGACGGCUACAACUUGACGGAGCUGGAGCUGUCCGGCGCUUUGCCAUACAUCCAGCAGGGCGAAGUGCCCUUUGGCGUCAACAGCUUUGCAGUACCCAGUGGCACCUACCGGGACAGCUAUUCGCACUUCGUGGUCUUCUCUCGCUCGGCGCUGGCCGAAGCCACGACCCCGUCGUUCCUCUCCUUUGCCGGCGCCGCGAUCAACGCCUCGGUGAAGGAGAUCAAUCUGACCGAUGACGUAUCUUGGAAACAGGGUGGAGCAUCGGGAGCAGUGGCUGGGGCCUGA